Molecule: messenger RNA, 633 nt
Organism: Zea mays
Lineage: Eukaryota; Viridiplantae; Streptophyta; Magnoliopsida; Poales; Poaceae
Product: nonspecific lipid-transfer protein AKCS9
Exons: 1
Coding region: 84-380 (98 amino acids)
Biological process (GO): lipid transport
Source: RefSeq, marked validated
ACAGCACGCAGGCAGCACCCAGCACCACACCACAGACCAAAACGACCACCGCACCCGCAGCAGCGAAGUGUCCAAGCGGCGGCAUGGCGGAGAGCAAGGCGCGUGUCGCGCUGUUCCUGGCGGCGCUCGCGGCGGCGAGCCUGCUGGCGCUGGCCCCGGCCGGCGCCGCGACGACGUGCGCGCCGACGCAGCUGACCCCGUGCGCGCCCGCCAUCGUCGGGAACGCGGCGCCCACCGCGGCGUGCUGCGCCAGGCUCAAGGCGCACCCGGCGACCUGCUUCUGCCAGUACAAGAGGAACCCCAGCAUGCAGCGCUACGUCAACUCCCCCAACGGCAAGAAGGUCUUCGCCGCCUGUAAGGUGUCCCUGCCCAGGUGCUGAUGCUGAGUGAGUCGUCUGCCGCCCCAUCAGGUCGAUGUCGAUCCAUCCUGCUCGAUCGAUCGAUCAUGCUACUACUUGAGCACCUUUGGGCAGAGUUUAGUAUUGCUCGAGAAUAAUAAACGGAGACGUACCACUCCCAGUACUUGGUACAGUGUGAGUUCGAUCUGCUCUCUGCAGAAAGACUUGGUAUAUAUGCCGUCAUGUAUGUAUACGUGUCACGUGUACUACUAUGAACUAUGAUGUUACAAAGACG